Messenger RNA from Phacochoerus africanus (Common warthog), 1637 nucleotides. Its product is annotated as keratin, type I cytoskeletal 13-like. NCBI's taxonomy places the organism in Eukaryota, Metazoa, Chordata, Mammalia, Artiodactyla, Suidae. Gene Ontology annotation, cellular component: keratin filament. Gene Ontology annotation, molecular function: structural molecule activity. The coding region runs from base 78 to 1436 and encodes 452 amino acids. The record is from RefSeq and is a predicted model, not a curated record. The transcript is spliced from 8 exons.
GGGGGUAGAGCCACAGUCCUCGGCCAGGCUAAGCCAAGCUCCUGCUGCACCUGCUCUCUGCCCAUCUUGCUCCCACCAUGAGCUGUCGCCUGCAGAGUUCCUCCGCCAGCUAUGGAGGUGGCUUCGGGGGUGGCUCCUGCCAGCUGGGGGGAGGCCGCAGCAUCUCGACCUGCUCAUCCCGCUUUGUCUCUGGGGGAUCCACCGGGGGCUACGGGGGCGGUGUGAGCUGCGGCUUCGGUGGCGGGGCUGGUAGUGGUUUUGGAGCUGGCUUUGGAGGCGGCUUUGGAGGUGGCUUUGGAGGUGGCUUCGGAGGUGGUGUCGCUGGGGGUUUUGGCUUCGGGGACUUCGGGGGUGGCGAUGGCGGCCUCCUUGCUGGCAACGAGAAGAUCACCAUGCAGAACCUCAACGACCGCCUGGCCUCCUACCUGGACAAGGUGCGCGCCCUGGAGGAGGCCAACACUGACCUGGAGGUGAAGAUCCGUGACUGGUACCAGAAGCAGAGCCCCAGCAGCCCGGAGCGCGACUACAGCCCCUACUUCAAGACCAUCGAGGAGCUCCGGGACAAGAUCCAGGCGGCCAACAUCGAAAACAACCGGGUUGUUCUGGAAAUUGACAACGCCAGGCUGGCUGCGGAUGACUUCAGGCUCAAGUAUGAGAACGAGCUGACCCUGCGCCAGAGCGUGGAGGCCGACAUCAACGGCCUGCGCAGGGUGCUGGACGAGCUGACCUUGACCAAGACCGACCUGGAGAUGCAGAUCGAGAGCCUGAACGAGGAGCUGGCCUACCUGAAGAAGAACCACGAGGAGGAGAUGAAGGAGUUCAGCAACCGGGUGGUCGGCCAGGUCAACGUGGAGAUGGACGCCACUCCCGGCGUGGAUCUGACCCGCGUGCUGGCGGAGAUGAGGGAGCAGUAUGAGGCCAUGGCUGAGAAGAACCGCCGGGACGCCGAGGAAUGGUUCAACAAAAAGAUCGAGGAGCUGAACAAGGAGGUGAUUUCCAGCACGGCCCUGAUCCAGACCAGCAAGACGGAGAUCACAGAGCUCAGGCGAACCCUCCAGGGCCUGGAGAUCGAGCUGCAGUCCCAGCUCAGCACGAAAGCGGGACUGGAGAACUCGCUGGCGGAGACGGAGUGUCGCUACGCCCUGCAGCUGCAGCAGAUCCAGGGCCUCAUCGGCAGCAUCGAGACCCAGCUGAGCGAGCUCCGCAGUGAGAUGGAGUGCCAGAACCAGGAGUACAAGAUGCUCCUGGACAUUAAGACGCGGCUGGAGCAGGAGAUCGCCACCUACCGCAGCCUGCUGGAGGGCCAGGACGCCAAGCUGCCCGGCUUCGCCACAGGAGGAAACGUCAGCCACAGCGCCAUCAUCACCGCUAGCACCUCCAGUAGCGGUAGCAGCAAUGGCCCCACACGCCGCACUUUAGAAAGCAGCAGGCCUUAAAUCGGCCAGGCAGCCCCUCCCUCUGUCUUCAGCGCCCCACGAAAGAGGAGAGAGCUGACAGUCCUCCCCAGGGCGGGUGCACCCUGCCCUUCUUCGCAGAGUCUGCUUCCUCUUCUCCCUGACCUGGCUCCUUUGGUUUCUCAGCUUCUCUACUAGAAAGGAAAGAUCAUUCAAUAAAGUUUCCUGCCUUUUGCAAACACA